Messenger RNA from Cynara cardunculus var. scolymus (artichoke), 1454 nucleotides. RefSeq names its product KH domain-containing protein At3g08620-like. Gene Ontology annotation, cellular component: nucleus. The record is from RefSeq and is a predicted model, not a curated record. Lineage: Eukaryota; Viridiplantae; Streptophyta; Magnoliopsida; Asterales; Asteraceae. The coding region runs from base 115 to 966 and encodes 283 amino acids. The transcript is spliced from 7 exons. Gene Ontology annotation, biological process: regulation of mRNA splicing, via spliceosome. Gene Ontology annotation, molecular function: mRNA binding.
UUAUUGGCACAAACCCUUCCUUUUUUAUUGUUUCCUCUUCCUCUUCCGCCUCCCUCUUUUCUACUCAUUUUCCACCGUUUCUUUCGGUGGAUUCUUGUUCCACAACAAUAUCCCAUGUCGGGUUUGUAUAAUCCCAACUUCUCUCCAGCAAGAGCUGUCUCUCCUCUGAUUAGAAGUAGUAACGCAGAUGUUGAUAGUCAAUACUUGACUGAAUUAUUGGAGGAGCAUCAGAAGCUCCAGCCUUUUAUGCAAGUUCUUCCUAUAUGCAGCAGACUCUUGAAUCAAGAGAUCUUGAGGGUUUCCGGUAUGCUGCCCAACCAAGGGUUUAAUGAGCUUGACAGACUGCGCCAUAGAAGUCCAAGUCCCAUGGCAUCUUCAAAUCUUAUGUCAAAUGUUGGUGGGACUAGAAUGAGUGGCUGGAAUGGUCUUCCACAGGAGAGGUUAAGUGGACCACCGGGAACGACAAUGGACUGGCAAGGAGCCCCAGCAAGUCCCAGUGCAUACACCGUGAAGAGAAUUUUGCGGUUAGAGAUUCCAGUUGAUACCUAUCCAAAUUUUAACUUUGUUGGACGGCUUCUGGGUCCCAGAGGCAAUUCACUAAAACGGGUAGAGGGUACAACAGGUUGCCGUGUUUAUAUAAGAGGAAAAGGGUCGAUCAAGGAUCCAGAACAGGAAGAGAAGCUAAGGGGAAGACCUGGAUAUGAACAUCUAAAUGAGCCAUUGCACAUAUUGAUUGAGGCUGAUUUACCAGCAAGUGUUGUUGAUAUCAGGCUGAGGCAGGCACAAGAAAUAAUCGAAGAAUUGCUUAAACCUGUGGAUGAAUCACAAGAUUAUAUCAAGAGACAGCAGUUACGUGAGUUGGCCAUGCUGAACUCGAAUUUCAGAGAAGAUAGUCCUGGACCAAGUGGCAGCGUGUCACCAUUCAACACCAGCAGCGGAAUGAAACGUGCAAAAACCGGGCGCUAGAUUUUGAAACAUUCUUCAACACUUUUUUUGAAGAUGGUGAAAAUUGAAAGCAGUGGGAAACGGCUUCAGAAAUCGUAUAUGUGUACACUUCUGCCUCCUCUCCUCUGAGAGUCAUCAUUGGGUAUGCACCUUCUUCCUUCCUAUACAUACACCAUAUAAUUUCUAUGGCUUUUGGAAACAUAAAUCAAAAGUAUAGGCUGGAGGUUCAGGUUGGCAAAAAACUCCUCUUUUUAUUUUUUGUUUUUUCUUCUUAAAAUUGAACGAUGGAUAUAGCAAUGAAGUACAAAGCGGAAGAAGUUUCUUUUUUUCUUUUGGUUCGUUCUUAUUUAUAUUCUUCUUUUGGUGAUUAUAAGGUGACGCGUGUUGUAAACUUUGAUUCAUUCGAUUUAUUCUUGUGAGUAAAACCACCGACAUUAUGCGAUACUGCUAUCGUCUAUAUUUAUAUAUUAAUAGAUUGGCAGAUAUUGACAUCUUCUGUUGCUUUGUUG